This is a messenger RNA of Fomitiporia mediterranea MF3/22, 3447 nucleotides long. Its product is annotated as TPR-like protein. Gene Ontology annotation, molecular function: protein binding. Bases 1 to 3447 code for a protein of 1148 amino acids. The record is from RefSeq and is a predicted model, not a curated record. Lineage: Eukaryota; Fungi; Basidiomycota; Agaricomycetes; Hymenochaetales; Hymenochaetaceae. The transcript has 2 exons.
AUGUUUUUUUGUCUUGAUUGUUCUCGAGAAUAUCACGAGUUGGCACGGCAACACUGGGACCGCUUCGAGCGAUCAGAUGAACGGGAGGAACUUGAAAGAUCAAUCUAUUACGAUCGUAUCACUCUUGAACUCCGUCCUGUUAGGCAUCCCCGUCGUUUUCAGUCAUUGAAUAACCUCGCGACCUCUCUUGCGGCGCGGUACAAGCGAUGGGGCCAAAUGGACGAUCUAGAAGAAACGAUCGAAUUGUGGCGAGCCGCCCUCGAGCUUCUUCACAAGGAUCAUUCGGAUCGCUCUAAGUUACUAAGUAGCCUCGCGAGCUCCCUGCACAGUCGAUUUGAACAGCGUGGAGUUCCCAAGGACCUGGAGGAGGUGGUCGCCUUGGACCGAGCUAUCCUGGGGCUGCGACCUGAAGGCCAUCCUGAUCGUUCUAAGUCAUUGAAUAAUCUUGCAGCUUCUCUUUCUACGCAAUUCGAGCAGUUUGGACGAACAGAAGAUCUGGAAGAAUCCAUCAAAUUACACCGAGCUGCUCUCGAGCUUCGACCUAAAGGCCAUCCUGACCGUUCUCAGUCGCUGAAUAACCUUGCAGACUCCCUUCACAAGCAAUUUUGGCAGCAUGGGAGAACAGAGGACCUUGACACGGCGGUAGAGUUGCACCAAGCUGCCCUGGAGCUUCAGCCUGAAGAUCAUAGUCAGCAUUCUAUGUUCGUGAGCAACCUGGCAUGGUCCCUACAAACUCGAUACUCGCAGCAUGGACGGACUGAGGAUCUUGACAGAGCAAUCAAGUUGAACCGAACGGCCCUCGAACUUCGUGCCAAAGGCUAUCCCGAUCGUUCUAUCUCUCUUGGAAACCUUGCGUAUUCCUUGAACACACGAUUUGAGCAGUACGGAAGAGCUGAGGAUCUGGAAGAGGCAAUCCAGUUGCAUAGAGCCGCCCUAGAGCUGCGCCCCGAGGGCCAUCCUGAUCGGCCUUUGUCUCUGGGAAACCUUUCAGAUUCCCUGCGUACUCGGUUUGAGCAGUAUGGAGGGAUCGAGGACGUCGAAGAGGCAAUCGAAUUGGACCGUGCUGCCCUCGAGCUUCGUCCCGAAGCGCAUCCUCUUCGCUCUGUCUCUCUAGGCAACCUUGCAGAUUCCCUGCGAACUCGAUUUGAGCAGCUCGGAAAGACAGAGGAUCUUGAGGAGGCCAUAGAGUUAAAUCGAGCCGCCCUCGAGCUUCGUUCCGAAGAGCACCCAGGUCGCUCUAUCACUCUCGGUAGCCUUGCAUAUUCCCUAAGCAUUCGAUUCGAGCAACACGGCAGGAACGAGGACCUCGAGGAAGCUAUCAAGUUGGAACGAGCUAUCCUAGAGCUAUGCCCCAAUGGUCAUUCUCGUCGUUCUAUUUGCCUUGGAAAUCUCGCGGAUUCCUUGCGAACGCGAUUCGAGCAGUAUAGAAGGAUGGAGGAUCUUCAGGAAGCAAUCACGUUGGACCGGAUUACCCUGGAACUUCGGCCCGACGACCAUCCUCUUCGUUCUAUGUCGCUUAAUAACCUUGCAAUUUCACUGCUGACCCGAUUCGAGCAACUUGGAGGCAAUGGUGAACUUGAGGAAGCAGUCGAGUUAAACCGAGCUGCCCUAGUGCUUCGUCCCGAAGGUCAUCCUUUUCGCUCUAAAUCUCUAAGUAAUCUUGCGCUCUCCCUGCACACUCGAUUCUCUCUGCAUGGAAGGACUGAGGAGCUCGAUGAGGCCGUUGAGUUGAACCGGGCUGCUCUGGAGCUUCGGCCUGAAGGGCAUCCUCUUCGUACUAUGUCAUUGAGAAACCUUGCAGAUUCUUUAUAUACUCGAAUCGAGCAGCGGUGGAGUAUGGAAGAGUUUGAAGAAUGUAUGCAGCUACUAGGACUCGCUGCUAUCCAUAGAUUUUCCGGAUUAUUAGAGCGUCUAUCCGCCGCGCGUCGUUGGGCAGAUCUUGCGCGCUUGCAUGAUCACAAUACUGCCUUUACAGCUUACAAGGCAACGAUAUCACUACUUCAACAUGCUCUCACCAUAAAUCCGACUCUCUAUGCACAACAUGACUUCCUUUCCCAGAGCAAUGAGUAUAGAAUGCUUACUUUGGAGGCAGCUUCUUUCGCUGUGGAGAAGAAUGAAUCGGAACAAGCCAUAGAGAUUCUUGAGCAAGGAAGAGCGCUGCUCUGGUCACAAUUACGCGGACUCAGGACUCCUCUGGAUCAACUUGCAGAAAAGAACGAAGGACUCGCCCACAGAUUCAUGAACGUUAGUCCACCCAGGCUAGGUGUCGGGUCAGGACGGAAAUUAUUUGAUGAGCUGUUGAAAUUAAAACGACAACUUUCCAGUGAGCAAGAGGAGAUAAUUAGCGAGAUUCGACGAAUGGAGGGUUUCGAGAGCUUCCUUGAAGCGACACCAUUUAAGAUACUACAGCGAGCGGCUUCAGAGGGGCCGGUCAUUGUAGUCAACCAUUGUCAAUAUCGCUCUGAUGCCCUCGUUAUCCUCUUCGGUCAUGACGAAUCGGCCAUUUGCAUUUCGCUCGAUAAUGAGUUCUUUGAAGAUAGCAUCAAGCUGUGCAAUGAGCUCAUGGAAACGCGCCGACAGCUCAGUGCUGAUUCGCCAGAAUAUGAUAAGAAGCUCCGUGAGGCGAUGAAGAUGCUGUGGGACAGAGUUGUCUCCAAAGUCGUUGCCAAACUCAACGAGCUCGGGAUUGUCGAAGGAAGCCGCAUUUGGUGGUGUCCAACUUCGAUGUUAUCUGUGCUUCCGUUUCAUGCCGCAGGACCAUUUGUGGAUGCAGAUGCGACUCCAAAGUAUUUAUUGGACAAUUAUAUCUCAUCUUAUACCCCGACACUAGGAGCACUCGUCAAUGCGCGUUCAGGGAGCCAUAAAGACGAAACAGCGGUACUUGUAAUUGGAGAUACUUCCCUUCGGUCAGCUAGACAAGAGGUUAGAAAUAUUCGAAAUUCUGGGAUAAUAACCAAAUUACUCGUUGGCAAGAAAGCGUCUCGUGAAUCAGUAAUCAAACAGCUCCAGAAAGCAACAUGGGUCCACUUUGUUUGUCAUGGACAAUUGAACCCGAAUCCCUUCGACACUUCGUUCAAAUUGUCGGAUGACGGCCUUACAUUACUCGAUAUCGUCCAAGCUAAUCUUCCGAGCGCGGAGUUCGCAUUUCUUUCUGCUUGCCAUACUGCAGAACAGCCUCACCAUGGAACACACGACGAAGUCCUUCACCUUGCGGCGGCCAUGCAAUUUUCUGGUUUUCGAAGUGUGAUCGGUUCGAUGUGGGAACUUUUUGAUCAGGACGGACCCGCAUUUGCUAAGACCGUUUAUGAGUACAUGAACGAAUGUGAAGAGGGCGAAGCAAAAUAUAAGAGGGCGGCCGGAGGACUCCGAAGGGCGUCAUUGGAGCUAAAAUCGCGGACUGGAGUUCCGAUUGAACGAUGGGUGAAUUUGGUGCAUAUCGGUGCUUGA